Gossypium raimondii (Peruvian cotton) is the source of this 524-nucleotide messenger RNA. RefSeq names its product 60S ribosomal protein L44. The transcript is spliced from 5 exons. The coding region runs from base 16 to 429 and encodes 137 amino acids. Gene Ontology annotation, molecular function: structural constituent of ribosome. NCBI's taxonomy places the organism in Eukaryota, Viridiplantae, Streptophyta, Magnoliopsida, Malvales, Malvaceae. The record is from RefSeq and is a predicted model, not a curated record. Gene Ontology annotation, biological process: translation. Gene Ontology annotation, cellular component: cytosolic large ribosomal subunit; ribosome.
UUCUAAUUCUUGGAUAUGUCGAAGACUAAUUGGGCUGCUAAAGAUUUUUCUGGGUUAAUUGGCUGCCACCACCGGAUCAAAACUGAAGCUUCUCGCUUUUCGGCCGCAGCCAUGGUGAACGUACCUAAGACCAAGAAGACCUACUGCAAGAGCAAGGAGUGCAGGAAACACACUUUGCACAAGGUCACACAGUAUAAGAAGGGCAAGGAUAGUUUGGCUGCACAGGGGAAGCGUCGUUACGACCGGAAACAAUCCGGUUAUGGUGGUCAGACCAAACCAGUGUUCCACAAGAAGGCAAAGACCACCAAGAAGAUUGUGCUAAGGCUGCAAUGCCAAGGUUGCAAGCACGUUUCACAACAUCCGAUCAAGAGGUGCAAGCACUUUGAGAUUGGUGGAGACAAGAAGGGGAAAGGAACAUCUCUGUUUUAAACAUGUUAUUCAUGGUAUCUUGUUAUGUUUGCUUUACUUUAUAUGGAGUAGUUUGAACUUACAAGACUGUAAUGGAAUUUUGUUAAAUUUGCUUA